GUUAAGAGGGUGUGUCUUACGACUGAGUGGGCGUGGUCUCGGCGCUCGCUCUGGGGCUCUUGUUGUUAUGGACCGGUCUCGGGGAGUCCGCGGCCUGUGACGCCUGAGGAGGACGCCAUGAGCGGGAGCCGUCUGCUCGGGGCCCUGCUGCUGCUGUGCUGCGCCGCACAGACCCGCGCGGGUGUGAACGUGUGCAGCAGCCGCAGCGUCACCGCCUGUCCGGACUGUCUGCUCCUCCACCCAGAGUGCGCCUGGUGCUCCCAGGAGAACUUUGGGGCGUCUCGCACGGUGACGUCGCGCUGCGAUUUCCUGGACAAUCUGAUGGCUAAAGGCUGCGCUCCGGAUUUUAUCGAGGGCCCCAAGAGUAAAGUCGCUGUGACCAGGAGCCUCCUGCUCAGCAGCAAGGGGUCCGGGUCGUCCCAGGCGGACAUCAUCCAGGUGACGCCGCAGAGUCUCUCGCUGUCUCUCCGGCCAGGUGCGGCAGCCUCCUUUAAGAUUCACGUGCGGCAGGUGGAGGACUACCCGGUGGACCUCUACUACCUGAUGGACUUGUCUCUGUCAAUGAAGGACGACCUGGACACCAUUCGGAAUUUGGGGACGCGAUUGGCCGCAGAGAUGGCAAAACUCACCAGCAACUUCCUCCUGGGGUUCGGCACAUUCGUGGAUAAGAACGUCUCCCCGUUCUCGCACACCGCCCCCAAAUAUCAGAACAACCCCUGCACCGGGUAUAAGCCCUUCCCAAACUGCAUCCCGUCCUUCGGUUUCCGCCAUGUUCUCUCCCUCACGGAUAAGGUCAGCAACUUCAACGCCGAGGUGCAGAACCAGCAAGUGUCGCGGAACCGGGACGCCCCAGAGGGAGCAUUCGAUGCCGUUCUGCAAGCUGCUGUCUGCAAGGAUCGGGUCGGCUGGAGGACGGAGGCCUCGCAUCUGCUGGUGAUCACUACAGAUGACGUCCCGCAUAUUGCACUGGAUGGUAAGCUGGCCGGACUGGUGCAGCCACAUGAUGGGCAGUGCCACCUCGACAUGGACAACGAGUACAGCGCCGCUAAUCAGCUGGAUUAUCCGUCGCUGGCGCUGCUCGGGGAGAAGCUGUCGGAGAACAACAUUCAUCUAAUAUUCGCAGUUCCGAAAACACAUUAUUUAUUGUAUAAGAAUCUCACGUCUCUGAUCCCGGGGACAACGGUGGAGAUCCUGGAGCCGAGCUCCAAGAACAUCCUGCAGCUCAUCGUCAACGCGUACAAUAACAUUCGUUCCAAGGUCGAGCUGACCGUAUCCGAGACCCCCGAUGACCUCGGUCUUAGCUUCUCAGCCACGUGUCAGGACGGAGUGACGUAUCCCGGGCUCAAGAAGUGUGGAGAGCUGAUGAUCGGUGACACGGUGUCGUUUGAGGUUUCGGCAGAGGCGCGCUCCUGCCCCCCAUCGGGCACCAUGGACACCUUCACCAUAAAGCCGGUGGGGUUUCGGGACGCCCUGGAGGUGACGGUGACGUAUAAUUGCAGCUGCGGUUGCUCGCAGCAUGUGGAGAGCAGCAGCGGGAAAUGCAGCGGUAACGGCACCUACAGCUGCGGCAUGUGCAACUGUGAGGCCGGCUUCCUGGGAGCGCGCUGCGAGUGCGGGGAGGAGGACGACAGCAGCGACCAGUCCCUGAGCACCUGCCGGGAGUCGGAGGCCCACACGGUGUGUAACGGGCGGGGGCGGUGCCUCUGCGGCCUGUGCUCCUGCUAUGAGAGCGAGUUUGGGCGCAUCAGCGGCUCCUACUGCCAGUGCGACGACUUCUCGUGUGCCAGGUUCAAGGGCGUCCUGUGCUCAGGGCACGGCGAGUGUGACUGCGGGGAGUGUAAAUGCCACACCGGUUACGUUGGUGAUAACUGUAACUGCACCACGGAGACGGAGAGCUGCGUGUCCAGCGACGGGCGCAUGUGCAGCGGCAAAGGGGCGUGCGUGUGUGGCCGCUGCCAGUGUAUUGAGCCAGGAGCGUUCGGGGAGACCUGUGAGAAGUGCCCCACCUGCCCCGACGCCUGCGGAACAAAAAGGGACUGCAUCGAGUGUCGCCUCUACCAGACCGGACGCCUCGCCGACAACCACACCUGCCAGAAGCUGUGCAAGGACGACAUCCUCCUGGUGGAGGCGCUCGAUGCCGAGAAUUCUGAGGCCGUUCUGUGCGUCUACAAGACGGAGAAUGAAUGUGUGAUGAGGUUCACGUACUCCGAGGACCCGAGCGGAAGAUCCGUCCUGACCGCGCUGAAGGAGCCGGAGUGCGGCAGCCCCCCGGAUGCCCUGAUGGUGCUGCUGGCGGUGGUGGGCAGCAUAUUACUGGUUGGCCUCGUUCUCCUGGCGGUCUGGAAACUGCUGGUGACUAUCCACGAUCGCCGCGAGUUUGCACGGUUUCAGAGUGAACGGUCCAGAGCCAAGUAUGAAAUGGCAUCCAACCCCCUGUACCAGCAGCCGAUCUCCACCUACAACGUAGACGAGAUGUACAGCAUGAUGGCGAAAUCCUACAACGGGACGUCCAACGGAUUCCAACCUGUGGGUGAUGUGGACUGAGGCGCGUGCGCUGCAUUACCCUGACCCAGAGGGCGCUGUGAGCGGGCCGCGGCUGGCCGCCAUUGGCUUAUUUGCACAUUUGUAUUGACUUCUGCUGGGGGGCUGCCCCUGGAUCCUACACUGAUCGCGAGCAGAACUUCGGCAUAACCUGCUGCCCGGGCGUAGAUUAACCCACAGCGUGCCACAUAGAUAACUAGGAUUUUAUUAGGGACUAGUCCAGGACUAAUCAGGGUGAAGGGUCCACGCUCGGCUGCAUCGGACGCAGUGAAUGUGGGUGCGGUGAUGUUACCAGAACGGUGCAGCGUCCAGCAGAGCGGUCACCCAGCUUUCCUGGAGGCCAAGGCCUGUGGCAGAGCAGAACCCUGGGAAAGCUGGGUGCAGGAGACUUCUUAACUUGCUGGGAUUUUUUUCACUUUAGCGUUGGGUUUGUUUUUGAAGGGAAGCGUUCACAUUGUGCAGAUGUCCGAUCUGCGGCCGCAGGAGGAGCGAGGUCUAGGGUUAACGUGCCUAGGAGUCCGGUGGGCGGUCCUAUCAGUGAUUCACAGCUGUGUGGCUGUAGGACCGCCCACCGGACUCCUGUCAGGAACUAAGUCUUCAUAACUGUACGUGCGCAUAUAGGGUUGACUCCCUGCCAGGAGUCCGGUGGGCGGUCCUAUCAGUGAUUCACAGCUGUGUGGCUGUAGGACCGCCCACCGGACUCCUGUCAGGAACUAAGUCUUCAUAACUGUACGUGCG
This is a messenger RNA of Bufo gargarizans (Asiatic toad), 3279 nucleotides long. It is a transcript of the gene ITGB5, whose product is annotated as integrin subunit beta 5. NCBI's taxonomy places the organism in Eukaryota, Metazoa, Chordata, Amphibia, Anura, Bufonidae. The transcript is spliced from 15 exons. The record is from RefSeq and is a predicted model, not a curated record. Gene Ontology annotation, biological process: cell migration; cell-matrix adhesion; cell adhesion mediated by integrin. Bases 118 to 2544 code for a protein of 808 amino acids. Gene Ontology annotation, cellular component: cell surface; integrin complex; focal adhesion. Gene Ontology annotation, molecular function: integrin binding.